UAUCAGACAGGUGUUGGGUCUGCGGAAAUGUUUCGUAGUAACGGUUCUGUGGCGGUGUGCGUGAGUCAUCUCGUCCAUUGAGCGGCGGCGGCAGCGGCGGUCCAUUGAGCGCCUCAUUACCGCUCCGCCGGCCGGCCCAGCGCACACGCAUCUCGCGCCGCUCGCCGCCUCUCGCCGUCUCCGACGCACUGCCUACGAUGUUCGCUCCCAACGCUCGAUGCAACAUGGAGAACUUCUCCAAAUCUCACAUUUGGCUCGCCGCAGCGGCGCUGCUAGCGGCCUGUGGAGGGUGCACCGGCGCGGGCGUCGGCGGCAGGAGGCCGUUCACUCCCACCGACUCUAUCCUUGACAUUAUAGACACCGAGCAGGUUGAGAGGAUUCUCGCGGCCCGUCGUCGCGCCGAGCAGGCCACCGCCACCUCGCCUUCAUAUGUUCAGAGGAACGAGCUAGGGGAAGGCACCUCUGACACUAUGAUCGUUUCGAUGCCAGAUCAAGAGGACAGUACGGAAUUGCCCCCGGGAGUUGAUUUCCGCAAAAUUCUAAAAUCUUCAAGGAAUGCCCUUGUUGUUACAAAGAAAGAAUACUUGAAGCAGGAUUGGUGUAAAACGGAGCCUUUGGUGCAGAAAAUAAGAGAAAAUGGCUGCUUACCGGCGACCGUAAUUAACAACUUUUGUUAUGGACAGUGCAACUCAUUUUACAUUCCAAAAGGACCGCGCCGUCGAGACGGAAGCGACGACCGACCUGCGCCCGCCUUCAAGUCCUGUUCUUUCUGCAAGCCUAAGAAGUUUACUUGGAUCACGGUCACGCUUAAGUGUCCGGGGCAGAGGUCCCUUUACAAGCGUAAGCGGCUGCAGAAAAUAAAACAGUGCAAGUGUUUACCGGUAGGAGUUGUGAAUUGAUCAUGAACUUGUGCAGGACCCUCAGCCGAGGCGGUGCAACCGUCAGAGCGGCGCCCGGCGCCGCGCCCCCGGCCGCGGGAGCGACGAACGGGGUGUAACUCCGAGGAAAGCGAAUUCAGCUCUCACGAGGUUUUGUACAAAACGAAUCGUUACCCAUUGUUUUGAUAAGACGUAUUACUUGUGCAUUUCAAUUGUAACUCGGAGAAAACUGGUUAAAAAGUUCGUAUCGCAUGCUCUCAUACGUCAAUAGGCAUAACGUCAUGUGACGCAUUUAAUAUGGAAUAAUAGUGUAGCUUGUUAUAGCGGCUUCGAUUGCAAGUCGUAAGUGAGAGCUUUAAAUUAUUAGCGAGAACGUUUUAAUGGUAGUGUAGGCAGUGCAACUC
Messenger RNA from Cydia amplana, 1282 nucleotides. Its product is annotated as gremlin-1-like. NCBI's taxonomy places the organism in Eukaryota, Metazoa, Arthropoda, Insecta, Lepidoptera, Tortricidae. Gene Ontology annotation, biological process: animal organ morphogenesis. The transcript has 2 exons. The record is from RefSeq and is a predicted model, not a curated record. Bases 198 to 899 code for a protein of 233 amino acids. Gene Ontology annotation, molecular function: BMP binding; receptor ligand activity.